Molecule: messenger RNA, 1212 nt
Organism: Erigeron canadensis
Lineage: Eukaryota; Viridiplantae; Streptophyta; Magnoliopsida; Asterales; Asteraceae
Exons: 1
Coding region: 1-1212 (403 amino acids)
Biological process (GO): regulation of DNA-templated transcription; chloroplast organization
Cellular component (GO): chloroplast
Molecular function (GO): double-stranded DNA binding
Source: RefSeq, a predicted model, not a curated record
AUGUUCCGAUUCCGGCCAUGUGGUUUUCGUCACUACUCUACCGCCGUUACACCAAUCGCCUGCAAUCGGAAUUCCAAUCAUUUCAUAGUUGAUUACCUCAUGAACACUUUCCUCUUCUCCAAACAAGACGCCAUUUCCAUGUCUUCAAAAGGUAUAUUUCCCCAUCCCAAAUCCACUGCUAAGUAUGAAUCAGUUGUUAAUACUUUCAAGAAUUACGGUUUAAACAAUACCCAGAUUAAAGAUAUCAUUUUUUAUGCUCCACAUAUCCUCACUUGCAAACCCCACAAAACCCUUCAACCAAAAUUAAGGGUUUUUCAAGAACUCGGCUUAUCCGGGUCGGAUCUUGUUAGUCUUGUUAAAAGUAACCCGGUCAUAUUCAAAUGUGGGUUACAUACCCGGAUCAUUCCCGGGCUUGAUCUUUUGAAAAGAUUAGUGGGAGGUAGUGAUGAAAAUGUGAUUCAAGUUGUUAAGAAUUUUAGAUGGUUUUAUGCAUCAAAUUCUAGGAUGAAUAGACUGUCGACGAAUGCAUCAAUACUUCGAAACGUAGGAUUGUUAAAUCAAAUUAACCAUAUACAUUUUGUGCUGCUUAACACCGAUAAGCUUACAAGAAUAUCUGCAAAUGUUACUUUAUUGAGACGAUAUGGUGUACCGGAUGUGAAAAUUUCAAAGUUGUUGGUCCAACAUCCUAUGCGUAUGCAGAAAGAACCGGGACUGUUUGAAAGUAAGAUGGAAUACGUUGAACGUAAUUUGGGUAUUUCUCGUCAUGAACCGAUGUUUAUUCAUGCGUUAGUUAAGGUUAUGUAUCGUGGUGACUCUGAAAUAGAGAAGAAGAAACUAAUUUUUAGGAGUUUUGGUUGGUCUGAUGACGAAAUAGGUGCAUUGAUUAGAGCUCAACCUUCUUGUUUAGAUCAAUCAGAAGCUUACCUUAGUGAAAAGUUGAAUUUUUUCAAGAAAGAUUUAAAUUGUAAGCCCUUGUAUCUAAUGGGUUGUACGUGUUUUUGGACGUUGAGUCUAGAGAAACGACUGAAACCCAGGUAUGAAGUUUAUAAAAUCUUGAAACAGAAGGAGCUGGUUAAAGAUAUACCGGCGUUUUAUACAAUUGUACAGUAUCCAGAGUCAAAGUUUAUCCGUUUCUUGAAGAAGUUUGAGAGUAAGGUGCCGAAUUUAUGUGAAACAUAUGUCAACAGUAUUCAGAUGUUGAAAGCCAAAUGA